UAUUUCGGUGCGAGUGCUCACCCAGAUUAUACAACUGGUGGGAGUGUAUGGAAACUGUGAGGUUGUCUGGCCUCGCCCUGCCUUGCACAACCCUUGCGCUCACCAGUCACCCAACACACACCACGGGGAGUGUACGCUUCCGUUCUCUUCUUCCCAAGAAUGGCUGCCGGGUCGGACGAGAUAGAGCGAGCGUGCGAGGUCAGCCCAGGAUGCGAACUAGAGCCAGAAAUAGAGAUCGAGCCAGCAUGCGAGGUUGGGCCAGGAUACGAGGCGUUGCCAGUUAGCGAGGUCGGGCCUGACGUUUCGACGGGCGAGGCCGGGCUGGUGGUGGACUUGGCCCUUCUCAAGAAGGGCUUCUCCCCGACCCCUGAAGGCCAGCUCCUCCUGGAUGGGUAUCUGGACGCCUACACGGAGAUGAACAAAUUCUUUCAGAUCAUGGGUCCACUGUUUCAAGUCGUCUCUACUGAUGUUCAGUCCAAAGUGCGGCUGCUGCGGGAGUACUGUAGCGGCGAGGCUGUCGUCCACUACCACACACUCCACUCCAUGAUCGAUUACGAGACCAAACAUAAUCUACUUACCAGCAAGGCCAAACCCUCAGGAGCCAGGACGCUGCUACGACUACAUAGAGCUCUAGAGUUCGUUACCGAGUUUCUAGUGGUACUGGUGGACCCCACAGAGGAAGGCUCAUUCGGACGUAAGGUGUCAGAGCUGUACGGACGCACCCUCGCAAAGUACCACGGCCUGUUGAUCAGGAAGACCUUCUCUGGCAUCCUCCUCCUCAUCCCAAAGAGACAGACUAUCAUCAAUAGAUUGGCCAAUGGUAACUCAGAAGCGGAGAAGGAAGCGAUGGCAGAGAUGCCGAGGGUAAUCCAGACAAUGAAGGACGCUUACAACUUCACCCAGAAACUUUAUCAAGAUAACGACCUACUUGACCUCCCUUGAAGUAGUGACUGGCUUCAUUGUGAUAAUUAGCUCCGAUUAGGGAAUUUUACGAAUAUUUGUAAUAUUUAUUUUGCAUUAUUUACAUGUGAAUAUAUUGUUUAUACUAGGA
Procambarus clarkii (red swamp crayfish) is the source of this 1051-nucleotide messenger RNA. RefSeq names its product ceramide-1-phosphate transfer protein. Gene Ontology annotation, biological process: intermembrane lipid transfer. Gene Ontology annotation, cellular component: cytoplasm. Gene Ontology annotation, molecular function: lipid transfer activity. Lineage: Eukaryota; Metazoa; Arthropoda; Malacostraca; Decapoda; Cambaridae. The record is from RefSeq and is a predicted model, not a curated record.